Messenger RNA from Xyrauchen texanus (razorback sucker), 4312 nucleotides. Its product is annotated as phosphatidylinositol-3-phosphatase SAC1-A-like. The record is from RefSeq and is a predicted model, not a curated record. NCBI's taxonomy places the organism in Eukaryota, Metazoa, Chordata, Actinopteri, Cypriniformes, Catostomidae. The transcript has 20 exons. Gene Ontology annotation, molecular function: phosphatidylinositol-4-phosphate phosphatase activity. The coding region runs from base 137 to 1897 and encodes 586 amino acids. Gene Ontology annotation, cellular component: endoplasmic reticulum. Gene Ontology annotation, biological process: phosphatidylinositol dephosphorylation.
AAGAUCAAAGAUGGCGCUGCUCUGAAUAAGGUCAAAUUAGGAAACCUGCGCCGUGACGCCACAGCAGAAAGCCGCGCUUUCCUUUCGCCACUCCCACAUAAACGUCACGGCGGAUUGGCCAAACCCGGAAGUGAAGAUGGCGACCGCCUACGAGAGGUUCAACCUGCAUGCAACAUCUGAGAAGUUUUACAUUGAGGCCUGUGAUGAUGGAGCUAAUGACGUUCUGGUUAUUGAUAGGGUGUCCACCGAGAUUACCCUUGCAGGUAUUAAAGACAUCCCCCCGUCUGGCGUUACCAGGCCCAUUUGUGGAAUCAUGGGAACUAUUCGACUGGUGGCUGGGAUGUACCUCAUAGUCAUUACAAGGAAGAGGAAGGUGGGUGACCUGUUUGGCCACACUGUGUGGAAAGCGGUGGAGUUUGAUGUAAUUUCUUAUAAGAAGACCAUUUUACACCUCACAGACUUUCAGAUGCAGGACAACAAAUCCUUUCUGGCCAUGAUCAACAGUGUCCUCAACACAGACGGCUUCUACUUCUGCACAGACUAUGACCUCACGCACACCCAGCAGCGCCUGGCCAACACCAGCCCCGACUUCCAGGAGAUGAGCCUGCUGGAGCGGGCAGACCAGAGGUUCAUGUGGAAUGGAAACCUUUUAAGAGAAGUCAUUGCACAGCCAGAGCUCCACAAGUUUGCUUUUCCUGUCAUCCAUGGAUUUAUUGUGAUGAAGCCGUGCUGCAUUAAUGGGAAGGUGUUUGAAUGGAUCCUCAUCUCUAGACGGAGCUGCUUUAGAGCCGGGGUGCGAUAUUACGUCAGAGGCAUUGACUCGGAAGGGCAUGCUGCUAACUUCGUUGAGACAGAACAGAUAGUUCUGUUCAAUAAUGGCAGGGCCUCCUUUGUUCAGACGCGAGGCUCCAUGCCCUUUUUCUGGUCUCAAAGACCCAACCUGAGGUACAAGCCCAAACCACAGAUAAGCUCUAAAACCAAUCACAUGGAUGGUUUCAAGAGGCAUUUUGAGUCGCAGGUUCUCAUUUAUGGAAAGCAAGUGAUUCUGAACUUGGUCAAUCAGAAAGGAUCUGAACUGCCCCUUGAACAGGCCUUUUCCAAAAUGGUCAACGGCAUGGAAAACAGACCGAUCAAGUACGUAGCCUUUGACUUCCACAAAGAAUGCAGUAAGAUGAGAUGGCAUCGCCUACAGAUUUUGGUUGACGCAGUUUCUGAAAUGCAAGAUGAGUUUGGGUACUUCAUGCUGAGCUCAGACGGGAAGGUGUUGUCUGAGCAGUCCGGAACAUUCCGCAGUAACUGUAUGGACUGCCUGGACCGCACCAAUGUCAUUCAGAGCCUGCUGGCCAGACGCUCACUACAGAACCAGCUACAGAGGAUGGGUGUCCUCCAUGUGGGCCAGAGGAUCGAGGAACAAGCUGACUUUGAGAAGAUUUAUAAGAAUGCAUGGGCAGACAACGCCAAUGCCUGUGCUAAACAGUAUGCUGGAACUGGUGCUCUGAAAACCGACUUCACCAGAACCGGGCAGAGAACGCACUGGGGCUUGAUAAUGGACGGCUGGAACUCAAUGAUCCGUUACUACAAGAACAAUUUCUCAGACGGGUUCAGACAAGACUCCAUUGAUCUCUUCCUUGGAAAUUACACAGUGGAUGAAACUGAUGGGCUCACAUCUCUUCAUGUGCAAAAGGACUGGAAGUUCCUAUUGCUUCCUGUUGUCAUGGUGGUGGCUUUCUCCAUGUGCAUCAUCUGUCUUCUAAUGGCUGGUGACACUUGGACGGAGACGCUGGCGUAUGUAGUAUUCUGGGGCAUAGCCAGUGCUGUCACAGCUGCUAUCAUUGUGGUCAAUGGACGAGAGUUUGUGGACGCACCCAAACUGGUCCAGAAAGAGAAGAUGGAUUGAAUAAGGAGAUCUUUUCUCUUCUGCUCUCUUCCUCUGUCCUCUUCCUCAACUUCAUUUUCCUCCCAGAUACAUCAGGCUUGAGUUUAUACUGAUACAUUUGCCACACUGUCCUUUAAAUAAUGUAAAUCAAGUGUCCAUAUGUCCUGUUCCUGUAGAUGGAGCCUUUAAGACAACCUGCAUUAUCAUGUUAAUGUACAUUAAGUUACUGUCUAUACUAAACCUUUAUUUGAAAACAUGGUAUGUUGUUCCCAAACUUCAUGAAAAUUUCUCAUACUUCACAUUUUCAAUUGCUCAUGGGUUGUGGUCAAAUAUCCAAGUAGUAUUUCACCCCAAAAUAAAAAGAAGAUAUUCAUUCAAAUUUGGCCUAUUUUUAGGACACUCUCAUGACAUGUAAUUUUCAUGUAAAUUCAGAACAUUUUCUUUCCCAAAUUGUUAUUAUAAUUUGAAAAAGGUCUAAUUUAAAUUAAUGUAAUUGUACUUUAUAAUGUAUCAUUAUUUUCACAUUACAGUAAAGAGAAUGAGAUUUUUGCACAUUACAGAAAAUAAUUUCACAAUGCAAAAAAAUCUUAAUGGUCUUUUUCAAUGGGUAGGUUUAAUUUUCUUCAUCCAAAAUAUUAUUUCUAUUUUUUUCUUUUGGGGUUAAAUAAAUAGGACAUUUCAUUACAGUUUUUGUCAAAUUCACUUAUGUGCAUUGUGGAAGAUGCACCACGUUUCAAAAGCUGCUAUAAUGUUAGUUCUUGGUGAUUCAUCUAAAUUGACCUGGUGUGAAAUCAGAUUUAUUGAGAAAUAUUUACUCCAUGAUUUGAGACCGCUAGAUGUGUGUUCAUUGAAAAUCCAUUCUGAUUAGAUUGUUUUACAAGUGAAUGUUACAUGAUGUAGUCCUUGAUUAUAAUUUCUAUCCUUGCAAAUGUCCUGAAAUCAGUUUGGUUAUAUUUAUAAUUAUUAUUUGCGGUGUCGUUUUGUACUUUCCUGUAUGGUUUUGUAUCUCUCAUAAAUUAUCAAAUUGGAUAACUGAGAGGACCCACUAAGGGGAGGAAAAGUUUUAAGCACUGUUUCUUUAAUAAGUUUAUGGACAAUUGUGUGAGAAGCACUUUCCUCUUCAUUUUUCUUGAUGGACCAAUGAACACUAAAAGAAAAGCAUAAACUCACUCUUUAAUGGCUCUUUGACUGCAGUUGUCUUCAAAGUUACCAGUGGCAGAUCAUUAUUGCAGAUGGGAAUAAUGAUAUCAGAAUAACUGUCAAUUUGACUUGCACUUUUAUUGAAUUCACUUAACCCGUAUGCUGAUAAAUCAGGACAUUUUAGCAUUUGAUUGAAUUGUAAGUGAAAUCAUAAUCAAUAUAUGUCCUCAAUCAGAAACAUUUUCAAGUCCUUUUCACCCUUUGUCCCCCUUUCAACUGAUCUAUAUGUUGAUUUCAUGGUGAUAUAUUUUAAAAUGGCUUAUCCGUUACCCAAUAAUUUACUUGUACCUUGACAUAAACUUUAGUGACACUAUUUCUUUGGAAGGUGUUUUGGGAAUUUGGUUGGCUUGGGGAGUGGACAUGUAAAUUCCUUUGUGGUCUUCCUUUUGAGUUUAUCACUAUCUUCAAAACUGGACUUGAAAGGAAAUGGGCAUUGGGUUUGGUUCAGUGUAGACUAAGAAUGUAGAUUUUGAUGCCUUCAUGUGUGCGUUUAUCGUCUACAAACGAUAAUAAUGCAAGCCGUAGUAACACUGCAACCAAUACUGAAUAUUGCAAACGCAUUAGAAACAAUGUCUUCAAAUUCCAUAGGGGCCACAUUUAUACUUUUGUGUGUGCAAAGAUAUAUACAAAAAUAUACAGUUCAACAUGGAUUGAAAGUGAUUAGAUAGAAACAUGGAUGUUAUUGAUUAAAAAUUAAAUCAUGAUUGUUUGAUGGCUGCUUGAAUAAAUCUGUAAAAAAUAAAAGUGUCUCAUGUACUGUAUAGUUUAGUUUACAAUAACACACUGCUAGCACUUGUUGGUUUAGUUGUUUGAUCAAUCAAAGUGAUGUCAUAAUGAUCACAUUCUUCUGACUCUUUCAGAUUUCUGAAGUGCAUCAUUGUAUUUUCAGUGUGCACAGCUGUUUGAAGUGCUGUGGCACUUUAUCAAUAUUAAUUGUAUUUUGGAAUUGAUCCUGACAGUGUAUUAAUCACAUUUAUGAUUUACAGUGUGUAAACUGUCCUUUGGUCAUUUGUAAAUUCCCUGUGAGAAUUCAGAACUAACUAAGAGUUUUAGGCAUUUCAUCAGCUGUCUUUAGUAAUCAGUUCUCUAUCAUUAAUGAUUCUUGAGAAAAACUUCAAUGUGUUUAGAGAUCAUUGCUAAUAAUCCAGGUAUUGUUUGGGUUUGUGUCAUUGAAUGCCUUUAGAAAGAAUGUUCAAUCAUAGUAACUGAUGGUUGUUUCGGAAUAAAUUGGACCAA